CUCUAAACUGGGGGGGUUAAAUACAUCGCCGUCCAUCUUAUCGCCCCGCCAGGUCAAAAGUUGCUUCAAGUCGCAUCUGGCAGCUACAACAACCACAACAACAACCAUGUCGAACAUCACACAACAGAUCAGCGAGCUCGCGGCACGCAAGGAGGUGGCGCAGAUGCACCCCGGCCAGAAGGAGACGCUUGUGCCCGCAGCCAAGCUGGCCAAGAACAAGCGUCUGCCAGCGACGAUGAUCACGCCCGGCGGCCACAUCGAGCAGAGCAAGAAGAACAAGAAGGGACGGGCGGAGAGCGCCAAGAAGAAGAAGCGUUCAGAGAUUGGCAAGGAGAAGGCCCUCGAGCGCCUGGAGCGGCUGCAGACCAAGGUCGGCAAGGACGAGGAGCGCAAGGCAAAGCGCAACCGUGCCAAGAAGGCUUGGGAGUAGACUGUCGCCCCAGUUAUCUUCACGCUUCGACCCAACUGUGACUAGCAUUGGCAUUGGCAUUCUCUGUAUGUAUACUACACCGG
This is a messenger RNA of Vanrija pseudolonga, 513 nucleotides long. RefSeq lists its product as uncharacterized. The transcript is spliced from 3 exons. The record is from RefSeq and is a predicted model, not a curated record. The coding region runs from base 107 to 430 and encodes 107 amino acids. Lineage: Eukaryota; Fungi; Basidiomycota; Tremellomycetes; Trichosporonales; Trichosporonaceae.